Molecule: messenger RNA, 2338 nt
Organism: Archocentrus centrarchus (flier cichlid)
Lineage: Eukaryota; Metazoa; Chordata; Actinopteri; Cichliformes; Cichlidae
Gene: fpgs
Product: folylpolyglutamate synthase
Exons: 15
Coding region: 15-1748 (577 amino acids)
Biological process (GO): tetrahydrofolylpolyglutamate biosynthetic process
Cellular component (GO): mitochondrion; cytoplasm; cytosol
Molecular function (GO): ATP binding; tetrahydrofolylpolyglutamate synthase activity
Source: RefSeq, a predicted model, not a curated record
AUGAACGUGCCACGAUGCUCUGCAUGUCGCGCGUGUUGCGGCGGGGCUCCGGCCGCGCGGCGCGGGUCGCUUGGCGGGAUCGGGCAACCAGUUUGGCGGGUCUUUCAGGCAGGUACUGCAGCACGAAGACGGCUCCGCAGAUCCCGGGGAUGGAGUACCAGGACGCCAUUUGCACCCUGAACACGCUGCAGACGAACGCCGCCGCCUUGGAGCAGGUACGGCGAGAGCGCAGCAACCCUCAGCUGCAGCUGAACGCCAUGGGAGGCUUCCUGGAGCGAGCCGGCCUCACGGUGAACGAACUCGACCAUCUCAAUAUCAUCCACGUGACGGGGACAAAGGGCAAGGGCUCGACGUGCGCGUUCACCGAGCAGAUCUUAAGAAAUCAUGGCUUCCACACAGGAUUUUACAGCUCUCCACAUCUGGUCCAAGUCAGGGAGAGGAUCCGGAUCAACGGGCAGCCCAUCGGGAAGGAGCUCUUCACUAAAUACUUCUGGCAGGUUUACGGACGACUCGAUGAAACGAAGGAGGCCCACGGAGGCUCGAUGCCGGCAUAUUUCCGUUUCCUCACCAUCCUGGCCUUCCACAUCUUCCUCCAAGAGAAGGUGGAUGUAGCUGUGAUCGAAGUCGGCAUCGGCGGAGCGUACGACUGCACCAACAUCAUAAGGAGGCCGUGGGUGUGCGGCGUCUCCUCCCUGGGCAUAGACCACACCCAGAUUCUUGGAGACACCAUCGAGAAGAUCGCCUGGCAGAAAGGAGGCAUCUUCAAGCCUGCAGUUCCUGCCUUCACCGUCAGACAGCCGGAGGGGGCGAUGCCUGUGCUGGAGCAGCGGGCCAAAGAGAUCGGAUGCCCGCUGUGGGUGUGUCCACAGCUGGAGGACUACCAGGCAGACUGUGAACCUCUGCGCCUGGGCCUGGCGGGGCAGCACCAGCGCUCCAACGCCUCCCUCGCCCUGCAGCUGAGUCACGCCUGGCUGCAGCGGAGGUGCCUGCCAGGUGACAGCUUCCCCUCCACCACAGUUAAAGACGGCGGUACUCUUCAGGCAGCUGCCUUCAGUCCCAGCCCCAUGAUGGUGAAAGGCCUGGCAGACACCGUGUGGGCCGGCAGGACCCAGACCCUGAAACACGGAGAGGUCACCUACUUCCUGGAUGGAGCUCACACCAUGCGCAGCAUGCAGGCCUGUGUUCAGUGGUUCAGAGAGACGGCGGCUCAGCACGAGAGGAACGCCAGUGGCCCUGUGGCCAGAGUCCUGCUGUUCAACGCCACAGGAGAGAGAGACUCGGCUGCCAUGCUGAAACUGCUGGUGGCGUGUCACUUUGACUUCGCUGUGUUUUGCCCAAACAUCACUGAAGCCAUUGCUUCCUGUAACGCAGACCAGCAGAACUUCAACGUGUCCGUGGAGAACAUGCUGACUCGCUGCUUGGACAACGAGAGGAGCUGGCGCCUCCAUAACCGCCCGGGCGAUGACGAAGGCGCCCGGCUGCUGAUCGAGGACGGCCUGUCCCGUUUCCCUGACAACAGAGGCGACACCCUGGUGUUCCCGUGCAUCCUCAGCGCCCUGCAGUGGAUCACGCAGGGCAGGGACUCUGUGCUGGUUAACCCGGCCGAGACGACUCUGCCGGUUAAACCGAGCGUCGUGGCCAAAGCCGCCGCUCUCCGCGAAGCGACCGAGAUCCACGUCCUCAUCACUGGAAGCCUCCACCUGGUGGGAGGAGCUCUCAAACACCUGGACCCAGCUUCCUCUAAGUAACUGUUUGCAUAUAUUUAUACUGGGGGGGGCGGGGGGUUUUUAACAUGUCUGGAUCAGGUACCGAUCAGGCAGCUCCAGCUUCACCCUGAGCCUUACAGAGGGUCACAGGUGCUCCACAGGUGCACCUUCAGUCCUACCUGAAAGCAGGUGUGUUUACAUGAACUGCAGAGCUGAGCUGCUGAAACGACACUAAAUGUUUCUGAUUAUGAACGUUUAACGAUUUCAGAGAUGAUGUUUAAAUUUUCCUUGAUUGUGUCACUCAGUUUAAACCCACUGUAAUGUUUCUGGCCUUAACUUCACUUUACCUGAUGAGCCUGAUGCGUGCGGCUGGAUUUGGAGCUCAGAGGGGAAAUCCUUCAGCCGUGCAGACUCAGAAUAAACUUCACUCAUGUGUUCAUGUCCCCUGAACUUCACUGCUGCUCCUUCAGACCUCAGCCCCGUAUUCAUGUAGACGUUGUGCCAACCGUAGUUUAACACUGUGGUUUCUCCCCUAUCAGCUGACAGGAAGUGUCACAGACACGAUCCCGUCUCUGCAGCGCCAUCAGCAAUAAAAAUCUUUAAACAUGACUCUGCUCUCUUCCUGCACGUGA